Messenger RNA from Formica exsecta, 947 nucleotides. Its product is annotated as mitochondrial inner membrane protease subunit 1-like. Bases 265 to 729 code for a protein of 154 amino acids. The record is from RefSeq and is a predicted model, not a curated record. Gene Ontology annotation, cellular component: membrane; mitochondrial inner membrane peptidase complex. Gene Ontology annotation, molecular function: serine-type endopeptidase activity. The transcript is spliced from 4 exons. NCBI's taxonomy places the organism in Eukaryota, Metazoa, Arthropoda, Insecta, Hymenoptera, Formicidae.
UCUUUCUUCCUCCGAUAUAUAUUAUCUAAAUAUAUAUAUAUAUACAUACUUUCUUUUAAAUGUAUUUGUACAAUUCGCGACACUUUCGUGGCCCAUCUCUAGCAGAAAGUAUACAGCAACAUAUGCAACUAAAAGGAACAGACCCAUCAAGAUGCAAAAUGACACUUGCAAUGUCGAGUUAGAUGUUAGAUACAAGCGAGAUCAGAUGAGGAGAAGCAUUUUACGUGAAUCUUCCUCGUCGAGACGAGUGGCAAUCCGUUAUACAUGAUGUUAAAGCUGAAUAAAUUCAUGUCUAAGGUUACACGCGGAUUCGUGCAAUGUGCGUGUGUGACGUACUGCAUGUACGAAUAUGUAGGAGAUAUCGUUGUGUGCAGUGGUCCAUCCAUGGAACCUACAUUAUAUACUAACGAUGUAUUAAUUAUGGAACGAAUAUCGGUUAGAUUACAAAGGCUCAAGAAAGGCGACAUUGUCAUUUCUAAAUGUCCUACCAAUCCGAAACAAAAUAUAUGCAAGCGAAUUGUAGGCUUGCCCGGCGAUAACAUAAGGAAUGGCCUGAAUAUAACGACGAUACCUUAUGGAUAUGUUUGGUUAGAAGGUGAUAACAGUAAUAAUUCUACAGAUUCAAGAGUAUAUGGACCAGUGCCUCACGCAUUAUUACGUGGACGAGCUUUAUGUAAAAUAUUUCCCUUGAGAGAGAUAACCAUAUUUACAACAAAAUACGUGACCUAAAUUAAUCAUAUAUAGAAAAAUAUUUUCAUCGAUUAAGAAUUACGGAAAAAUAAUCACGGAACAAUUCUUAGGUUAGUUUAGGUUAACUUGUAAGAGAAAAUAAAGUUCCUUACAUAUGUUAUGUAUUAGAUUUAUUUAGGAUUACAUAUAGAUUUGAGGUGUAUAUUUACGUGUGUGUAUUUCAUAAUCCUUUCAAAAAUAUAUGAUUAUAUUUGUUU